GUGACUGACGUCAGACUGACGAAGAGCACUUCCUCUCACAGACUCCGCUCCGAAUGAAAACACAGGAAGUGACCUGUCCGCUCACACAGGAUGUCCCAGCUUCUGGGAUAAAAAGAACCGUAAGAGGAAGAUAACAGGCCACAUAACGAGUGCAGCCAGCUGCUACAGGAAGUGUUUACGUGCGGGUCAGCGGCGUGACCGACCAUUAGCCAACCGAGGCUCAGGUGCAGCAGGAAUGCGCAUACAGACACGGGCUGCUUCAUAACAGAGAGCCACGGCGGCCAGGUAUGGGAGCUGCUCCAAGCCAAUGUGAGGGUGUCACCGAGGACUGUCUCCAGCCCAGCGGGGCGGGACAGGAAGAUUCCAACCAGCCUAUCAGUGAGAAGGACAGCACUAAGAGGACCAGCUGGAGCAGGAGAUGCAGCUCAGCAGACACUGUUCACUGUCCCACCUGUCAGGGCACCGGGCGUAUACCCAGAGGUCAGGAAAGCAAGCUGGUUGCUGUCAUUCCCUGUACUGACCAGAGGCUGAGGCCCAGACACACGAAGCUGUAUGUGGCCUCGUCUGUCGGGCUGUGCCUCCUGGUCAGCGUCCUGGUGUUGUUCUUCCUGUUUCCGCGCUCCGUGGUUCUGUCUCCAGUAGCUGUCAGUUCAUCCUCUGUUUACUUCACUCACGACGGCGUGCAGAUUAACAUCACGAACGUGUUGAACAUCACUAAUAACAACUUUGCAGCGGUGCAGGCCUACAACCUGACAGUACAGGCACUCAACUUUGGCACGGUGCUGGGAACGGUGUCCAUUAAGAACGUCGUGUCUGUCAGACCUCUGUCCGUGAAAACGUACUCCUUCAUGAUACCCAUCCAGCUGACAGACCCUGGUUUGAGUAACUACUGUAAGAAAGAGUCGCUGCCUGUCCAUAUCCUGUAUGUGAACCUACAGAUAUCGCUGACAGUCUUCUGCCUGGCCCGCUAUGAGCAGCUGUCCCUGGAGACGUACGAGUACAUCGACUGUGGAGCAAACAACACCGUACCACACAGCGUACAAGCCGCAUCGACCUGAUGGAGGCACAGAUAACAAAUGCUGUGCGCGUGUCUGUGAACUAGAGUAAUGUGCUGUGUAAUAUUUCGAGCAGGAUGCUGUCGCGGCUGGAUGUCGAAUGACUGGAAAAUCAGUGUGAAGGUUAACAGCUGCUUUGGUUUUGAAUUAAACUGACUGUGCCUGGAGAGGAAGGCGAAACGGUGCAGUGGGCCAAACCGUUCACAUGGUCUCACUGUGCAAGUCACGUGGUAACCAUGUGACCCUGAUCACUGUAGCCAGUCCAUUAAAAUGACCCAGCACCUCCAGUGUGGUCCAGCAUGUGCUGCCCCCUCUGUCAGCUGCAAUCCUAUAAAUCCUUAGACGGCCUGAUGAUCUUCAAAUGAAGCUCAGUAUUUGUCUUUUUGAGAGCGUAUUCACCAAACCUACUGCCAAAGACACGAGCAAGUAUUCUCCACUUGAUCGUCUCUGUUUGAAAGUUUGUUCAGUAAUUGUACCUUCAUCAUUUUGGUCUUCCUCUCCUUAGCCAAGUUCUAUUUACACACCAACACAUCUGCUCUUCAGGGUUUUUCUGUAUAUUUCCUGCCUUCUCUUUAUUUCUUGUGUUUGUUAUACUGAAGUGGACGUGUGAGGCUUUGGAGCUAUUUUUAAAGAGAUCUUUAAGAAACUUUAUGCAGCAAAAUACCUUUGCAGGUCACAGCCUGGUAAAAUGAACUGGCUUAACAUUUAACACAUGUAAGUGCAGUUCUACAGUGAGGCCAUGUUCUGGUUUUUGGUGCAUUGAUGAAAUGACGCGGUUUCCUGUAAAGCUUCCUGACAGACACUUCCUCUCCACAAGUCCAAUAAAGCUAUGUGAGCCUGUUUGAGUCCUGUGUUUGGUGAAUGAAUGCAGGGGGGGAAACAAAGCCAACUGCAACAAUGCAUGAAACACAGCAUCGUGGCUUUAAAACCGUCAAAUCAGCUCCUGCUAGCUGAAGUUUGUUAGUCAGCCCAGUGCUUCCAGUCCUGUGUUAAA
This is a messenger RNA of Haplochromis burtoni (Burton's mouthbrooder), 2049 nucleotides long. Its product is annotated as transmembrane protein 106B. The transcript is spliced from 8 exons. NCBI's taxonomy places the organism in Eukaryota, Metazoa, Chordata, Actinopteri, Cichliformes, Cichlidae. The coding region runs from base 288 to 1058 and encodes 256 amino acids. The record is from RefSeq and is a predicted model, not a curated record.